AAGGCGAGGUUAGUGCAGGUGGAAGUUAAUAACUGCGCUGCUGAUUCUGCGCAAAACUCUCUGCCUGGAGCUAUUUCUCUUCUCUUCAUUUCACUGUAGUGAAAAAACAUUACUGCAACUGCCAACAUGCCUAAAUGCCCCAAGUGCAGCAAGGAAGUGUACUUUGCUGAGAGAGUGACCUCUCUGGGUAAGGACUGGCACAGACCCUGUCUGAAGUGUGAGAAAUGCAAUAAAACCCUGUCUGCAGGUGCCCAUGCAGAACAUGAGGGAAAGCCGUACUGUAACAAACCAUGUUACGCUGCACUCUUUGGACCUAAAGGCUUUGGACGUGGAGGCACCGAGAGCCACACAUUCAAUUAAAUCCAGACUCAGGCAAGUACUUUCAGAGGUUUCCUCCCUCUACAACCUAGCAGUGGAAAGUAGGAUGCCAUGCUGCAAGCCUUUUUUUUAAUCUAUAUAUAGCUCCACCAAAGAAAGUGACCAAACCAUGGCCCUCUGGUUAUAGACAUACUAUUUUGUACUAUAAGCAAUGAGGGCUGAUUUUCAGAGAUCUAGAUUAAGCCUAAAUUUAGACUAAAGUGUGUUUUCACUGAUUAAAACGUAAUGCCAGUGGAGAUUAAUCCAAAGCCAGCCUUAAUGUAAUGUCAAAUUAAGCCCAGCAGGUUUUAGUUUGGAGAAUGUCAUGUACUUUGAUAUCCAUAAAACCAUGGAAUUGUUUGGCAUGGUUCUAAAGCAAUGUAAAAAAUACUUUUUGUAAUUAAACACUGAGUUGUAAACCA
Messenger RNA from Neoarius graeffei (lesser salmon catfish), 779 nucleotides. RefSeq names its product cysteine-rich protein 1 (gene crip1). The transcript is spliced from 5 exons. Bases 127 to 360 code for a protein of 77 amino acids. Lineage: Eukaryota; Metazoa; Chordata; Actinopteri; Siluriformes; Ariidae. Gene Ontology annotation, molecular function: zinc ion binding. The record is from RefSeq and is a predicted model, not a curated record. Gene Ontology annotation, biological process: intrinsic apoptotic signaling pathway in response to DNA damage; regulation of gene expression.